AUGGUGGAGUUCUUUCCCUUGACUUCUGGCUUAAUCUUUGAGUCCACCUCGUUGACUGGUUUGGCUGGUUGCAAGUCAGACAGGUCUUUUGGAGUGAGUCUUUUUGCCGAGGCUCUUUUAUCAACGCUUCCAAUCACGUUCGGGUCCAAUGUGAUCAUGUCCGGUUGCAAUUUAUUGAGCAGCGACCGGAUCUCGGACUGUUGUCUCUGUUUGGCGGUCUCACGAAGGAAUCAUGUGAUUCAUAUAUGGCGAGUUCUGACGUUGUUUGAGGAAGUUCCAGAUGGUGAUGUGGGGCCCCCACCCCACAGAAACAAGUCCCUUGUCCGAGAUGUCCACCGUGUUGGCCUGGGUCGGGGUGUAGUACGAGUCGAUCUCCUUGAAGUUGCGGAUGUCCCAGAGCUUGAGCGUCUUGUCUGCGCCGGCAACAACCAUGUGGCGGCCGUCUCUGUUGAUGGCGAUGUCUCUGACGGGACCACGGCACGCCAUGAUUUUGGCCAGAGGAGUGGGCAUGCUGGGCGACCACAGAGUCACCUGUCCGUUGGCAUGGCCCAGAUGCAUCACGGCGUUCCAUGGAUUCUGACGCAUACAUUGAGUGGGUCCGAGCUUAGUGCGGUGUUCGGCCACGAGAUCACCCGUGGAAACGUCGUGGUACUUCAAAAACCCGGUGUUUCCUGCCGUGGUGAGCAGGAGAUGGUACGGCAGAAAGUCCAACAGCGUGGAGUCGAUGUGUUGUUUGAGUCUGUGCAAUUCCAUUCCCGUCUUGUCGUAGAUAAACACGUACUUCUUCUGCGCGACGGCAAAGUACUGGUUAUUGUGCAAAUACUUGACCGCAUGGACGGUUUCGUUGAGAUGGAGCUCGCAGUCGAGCUUGCCUUGUCUCCAGUCGAACGAAGCCACAUGGCCCUUCUUUCCGCCGAUCAGCAAGUCGCGCCCGUUUCUGGAGUAGUCUAG
Ogataea philodendri is the source of this 951-nucleotide messenger RNA. RefSeq lists its product as uncharacterized. NCBI's taxonomy places the organism in Eukaryota, Fungi, Ascomycota, Pichiomycetes, Pichiales, Pichiaceae. The coding region runs from base 1 to 951 and encodes 316 amino acids. The transcript is spliced from 2 exons. The record is from RefSeq and is a predicted model, not a curated record.